CCGGCGUCGGGAAGGGCGGAGGAAGCGCCGGGCCGCUCUGAAGGCCGACCUGGAAGCCGGGCCGCGAGCGAGAUGGCGGCUGAGGACAGCUCAGCAGACACGCUGCGACUGCAGUUCAAGGCCAUGCAGGAGCUGCAGCACAGGCGGCUACAGAAGCAGAUGGAGAGGAAGAGGGAGAAGGAGCUGAGCAGCAAAAGCAAAGCUGCCAACCAGGAGCGCUUUGAGGAGAUCACGGGCAGCCUCAGCCUGCUCAGCUCAGAGGAGCAGGACCUGAAGGGCAUCCUCGAGAGGAGGGUGCUGGAGGACGAGAUCCAGCAGCUCCGGAGCGAGCUCAGGGAGACGGAGGACGAGAAUGGGCGGCUGCACAAGCUGCUGAAGGAGAGGGACUUUGAGAUCAAGCACCUCAAGAAGAAGAUCGAAGAGGACAGGCUCGCCUUCACAGGGGCAUCUGGGAUGGCUGGAGAUCUAGUCGCCACCAAAAUUGUUGAACUGUCCAAAAAGAACCGAGGGCUGAUGGCAGAGUCGGAGAGCGCGAAGGCCAGGGUGAAGCAGCUGACCAACCGAAUCCAGGAGCUGGAGGACCAACUGCAGGCAGCCAAGCUGCCAGCCAAGGGGGCCACGGACGCAGGGGCCAAGCCAGUGAAGACCCAGCCAGGGGACAGAGCCUCGCUAGAGACCCCGGAAGUGAAGGCUUUGCAGGACAGGCUGGCAGCCACCAACCUGAAGAUGACUGACCUACGCAACCAGAUCCAGUCUGCCAAGCAGGAGCUCCGUAUGGCCCAGAAGGUUCUGGCCAGUGAAGUUGGAGAAGAUGUAAAUGUUCAGCAGCUCCUGGCUUCCCCGGGGACCUGGAGGGGAAGGGCUCAACAAAUCCUAGUUCUGCAGAGCAAGGUCCGAGAGCUUGAGAAGCAGCUGGAACAGCGCCAGACCAGGAUGACAGGCUCGCCAGGUUCUGAGCUGUCUGUCAGUUUAGACCCAAGAAAGCUGACGGCACAAGAGAAAAACCUGCUGAGGAUCCGCAGCCUGGAGAGGGAGAAGCAGGAAGGCUGGGAGAAACUGACCAGUGAGCGGGACACCCUCCGGACAGAGCUGGAGGAACUGAAGAAGAAGUUGGAUGGUACGAGGUCUCGCAACAGGGUGCUGUCGAACGAGGUUAAGACCCUCAGGAGCCAGAUGGUGACACUGGUGGAGAAGGGCCAGCAUGAUGACGAGCUCAUCGACGCCCUCAUGGACCAGCUAAAGCAGCUGCAGGACAUUCUGGGCACCAUGAGCAUGCAGGAGGAAUCCAGGCGUGCAUCUCAGCACCACCUGGACCAGAAGGUCAACAGUGAGGCCCAGCGGAGCAGCAGCCUCGUGGCCCAGCUCCAGGCCAUGGUGGCCGACCGAGAGGCCAAGGUGCGGCAGCUGGAGUGGGAGAUCGGGCAGCUCAGCGUGCAGUAUCUUCACAGUAGAGGAGGGGGUGAGGGGGCCAGCCCCACCCAGGCCAGGUUCCCUGAGGACCGGACGCCGGGAACCGGCUCUCCAGCCUCGGCAGGCGAUCACGGUGGCAGGCUCGGGGCGUCCCGCUCCGUGACCAGCUUGGGCCACACACUGGUGGAAUCUGCUCUCACGAGGCCAUCCCUGCCCAGUCCCCAUGGGACCUCACCCAGACAAAGAAUGGCCUGUGCUGCCUCUGAGCCCGCCCACUGCCCACUGGAGACUCCUUCCGUCAGCACACCCCUUCACUCAUGCAGGUUCUCAGACUCCCCGGAACCGAAGAGCUGGCAGGCAAAAGCUACAGAGAUGAAGGCCCUUUGGCAGGCCGCCGAGGUGGAGCGGGACCGCCUCAGCGAGUUCGUCACUGUCCUGCAGAAGCGGGUGGAGGAGAGCAGCGGCAAGCUGCUGGAAGCCGAGAGGAGGCUGCAGGAGGAGCGCCAGCGGGCUGUCGUGCUGGAGCAGCACCUGGAGAAGAUGCGGCUGGAGCCGGCCAGGACCUCGCAGUCCCAGAAGGCUGCUAGGAGCAAGCCAGGACCACCUGCUGCCAGCACCAAGCACAACUCAGCCGGGAGCACCAAAAAGGAUUCGUCCUGCACUCAGCAAUCUGAUCUGCCCAUGGAAUCCCAGAUCGUGGAGCUGACUGCCAGGCUGGCCAUCCAGAUGGAAGAGAAUGGGAUACUGAGAGACGCCCUGGGCAGCGCCCUGCGAGGGAAGGAGGAAGACUUCCGCAUGUACCACCAGACCCUGGGCCAGGUGAAGGGGGUCUUCCUGAAGGCGCUACGGCAGCAAAAGGCCGACAAGCAGUAGACAUGCUGCCGGCUCACCUGGAGCACAGAGCCCUGAAGGAUGGCUCAUCGGUGCAGGCAGCACCCACACGGGGGAGCUCAGACCUGCAGAGCAGGCAAGCUGAGCAUGCCCGGGCAGGAGCCCCGGCGGUGCGCUUCCUCGAGCAGGCACUCCUGCCCUCUCCAGGGCCCUGCCGUGCCACGGGCUCUCCACACACAGAGCAGCCUCUUGGUGCUUCCUGAUGGGGGCAUUGACCAUUAUCCCCCAUAACCCCUCACUUGGGCCCUACCACCAGCUUGGCCAUCCAUCUGCUGCGCCCAGCCUCUCUCUGGACUUACGGCAAAGGGCAGAGCCUUGGACUUGGAAUAACAAGUCUGCUUUCAG
Messenger RNA from Psammomys obesus (fat sand rat), 2646 nucleotides. RefSeq names its product coiled-coil domain containing 13 (gene Ccdc13). Gene Ontology annotation, biological process: cytoplasmic microtubule organization; non-motile cilium assembly. The record is from RefSeq and is a predicted model, not a curated record. Gene Ontology annotation, cellular component: centriolar satellite. NCBI's taxonomy places the organism in Eukaryota, Metazoa, Chordata, Mammalia, Rodentia, Muridae. The coding region runs from base 73 to 2283 and encodes 736 amino acids. The transcript is spliced from 17 exons.